Messenger RNA from Pecten maximus, 8356 nucleotides. Its product is annotated as cytosolic carboxypeptidase 2-like. Gene Ontology annotation, molecular function: metallocarboxypeptidase activity; zinc ion binding. The record is from RefSeq and is a predicted model, not a curated record. The transcript has 37 exons. Lineage: Eukaryota; Metazoa; Mollusca; Bivalvia; Pectinida; Pectinidae. The coding region runs from base 893 to 5446 and encodes 1517 amino acids. Gene Ontology annotation, biological process: proteolysis.
CCUUGUGGUGGUGUGUAUUGAGGACUGCUGUUGGGACCGGCCACUUUUCAUUCUAUCUCCGUCUGUUUUCAUAAGACAUAUCAUUGUAUCAUAUAUAAGUUUUACAGAUACUGGACAAAUAGGGAUUAAUCUAACAUGAUCCCUAACAUAAACUUCAAACAGAGUUUUCGUGUACAACAGCACAAUCCAUGAACAGCAUUGGGAGUGUAUAUGGUGUACAAUAUAUUGAACAGGUGCUUUUAAGUUGGCCCCGGAUUGGAAAAAUAACUUCAAAAUAAUCAAUGAACUAAAUGGCAUAGAGCUGUUCCUGUAUGUGGAAAUAAUGAAUAUCACUAUUGGCAGAACUGUCCUCUUCUCUGAGGCUUAAACACUCCUGUAGUAACUGUUUCUUCGUGAAAGGCUGGAUACCCCACCAUUGUCCGCGGAUAUUGUGGAAGGCAACUGUGGGACGCUGAAACUGACUUAAAUGAGAGUUUUAGCUACAUGUGACUAUUGAUGCGAGAAAGUACUGCCUGGUAGCACUCUUUGUAAAACUAUCGAUAAAACAUUCAUUUGGUGUUGAAUUGGAAAUGGGCAGUAGAGAGAGAAGGGUAUAAUGUUAAACCUUAUGAUAAAGUAAAGUUGAUGUAUCUUAGGACGAGGAGUCUGAGCCAAUCCUUGAGGAAGACCGUUACACUGACAACUUGAUGAUUUCUGCAAGUUUGGGAUUGUGUUAAACUGUGAUAGUUACCUGUGUAAGUACAGGUUAGAUAACCUUUUGUAACUGUCAGGUUUGGUAGUACAGUUCCUAAUCAGACAAGUCUGAUUUCUGUGAUGAUGUGCUGUGUCUACUAUUGGAUCAUGUGUGUGUAAUGAAGAUCUUUUCUAACCAAAUAUUGGUCCAAGGUGACUGAUGUAUCAACACAAUCUGUUCCCCAUGAGAGGGGAGGGCGGGGACGGGAGGCCUCACCUCCUGCCCGUGAGACGUCACUCGGAGGUGGAGAGGAAAAGCCACGAUACAGAUGAAGAUAGUGUUAACUUCAUGUUCUUUCCUUCCAUCUCAUUAGAUUUCAUUGAUGAUAACUUUUUCAAUAAAUUUGGAUAUUUCAACAAAGCAGACAACAAGUUACAGGAAGAACUAUUACGGACCACACAACUUGUAUACAGUUACCAGGAUGGCCGGGGAAUGGUACCAAAGUUACGCGAGCCCAGGAAUUUGUACGCCUUGGCAAAGGAGUUCGGUCCACAGCAAUCUGCAAGAUGGCCAUCGGAAAUCCAGGUCCUGGAAGAGAAGGUGAGACACAUUCGGUAUAUCCCUCCUUCUCCGGAGCCAUUUUAUAAACAGCACGGACAGGAGCGUAUGCCUAUGGUGCGGGGCGAGGAACGCGGUGCAAAUCUAGUAUACAUGUACCAGCCCAGGUCAAGCUUCUUUGUGAGGUCAAGGGUGAGAGGUUGUAGGUCAGGCCCAUCACGAUGUGCCCCCCAGAUCAACACGGAGGAAAAUACCACAUUACUGUUUGAGUCCCGGUUUGAGAGUGGAAACCUAGCCAAGGCCUGUCAGGUACAGGGCACCAACGACUACGAAAUGUGGCUACGUUACGAUCUGUAUACCAACAAACAUAUACAGUGGUACUACUUCCGGGUAUCAAACACUCGUGCCAAUGUUAAAUACCGCUUCACCAUCGUCAAUUUCAUCAAGUCAGACAGCCUAUACAACUAUGGUAUGAAGCCAUUGAUGUACAGUGAGAAAGAGGCUCAGACAAAGAAAGUGGGCUGGAUACGGUCUGGUAGUGACAUCAAAUACUACAGGAAUAAUAUCAAAUAUGAGACUUCCAAGGGAGAGAAGCCAUUUUACUCUCUAACAUGGACGGUGGAGUUCCCACACGACAACGACACAGUUUACUUUGCUCACUGCUUCCCAUACACAUAUACAGACCUACAAGAUUAUCUACUAGAUAUAUCAAACGACCCGGUGAAGUCCAAAAUCUGUAAACAGAGAGUGCUAUGUCGGACACUCGCCGGAAACCUAGUCUACGUGCUCACCAUUACCUCACCUUCACAAAACCCUGAAGACAUCAAGCAUAAAAAAGCUGUGGUGAUCACAUCACGAGUACAUCCUGGCGAGUGUAACGCUAGCUGGAUGAUGAAAGGUUUCCUCGACUACCUGACGGGUAACUCAGCUGAUGCUAAGCUCCUGCGAGAUACAUUCAUCUUCAAGAUUGUGCCAAUGUUGAACCCAGAUGGUGUGAUAGUGGGUAACUAUCGGUGCUCCCUGGCUGGCCGAGACCUCAACAGGAACUACAAAACUGUGCUCAAAGACUCGUACCCCUCCGUGUGGCACACGAAAAACAUGAUCAGGAAACUCCUUCAGGAGAGAGAGAUCAUUGUGUAUUGUGACCUUCACGGACAUAGCAGAAAACAAAAUGUGUUCAUCUACGGCUGUGAAAACCGCCACAACCCGGAGAAACGUCUCCGAGAACGGAUCUUCCCUGUCAUGCUCAACAAGAACGCUCCAGAUAAGUUCAAGUUUGAGUCAUGUAAGUUCAAGGUUCAGAAGAGUAAGGAAGGGACAGGUCGAAUUGUCAUGUGGCACAUGGGCAUCAUGAACAGCUACACAAUGGAGGCAACAUUUUGUGGCUCCACCAUUGGGAAGAAGAAGGGCUACCACUUUACCUUGGUGGACUUUGAGGCGAUGGGGUACCACUUCUGUGACACUCUACUGGACUACUGUGAUCCGGACAACACAAAGUGUGCUAAUGUACUUCUGGAACUGGAGGAUAAGAUGAAGAGAGACAUCCUUGCCAAACUCCAGAGAGCAGGAAUCACUCCCAGCUCUGCUGAUGACAUUGACCUCAGCGAUGACUUCAGCUCUCUCGAGUCCAGUGAUGGUGGAUCCGACAGCUCCGUCUCUGAUGGACCUCCGGUACAUUUGCAGUUCGCUCCUCAAAGGGAGGAUAUACAACCCCUGAAAAAGAAGAAGAAAUUAAAGACGAAGAAGGAGAGAGACAGAGUAAGAAGCUUUAAGGAAGACACAAAGAAAGCUUCCUCUGGGGAUAGGCCGUCUUCCGACCAUGUGUGUGAUAAAAAGGUCAUGAGCGGUCAUCAAACAGCACAUGCUAAACAGGACAAGGGAAGCAAACCUCUUGGAUUUGAUUCCUCUCAGACUUCUCAGAGUAUGAAGUAUACAUCUGCUCAAAGACGUCCUAAGUCAUUGGAGGAACGUCCUUCAACCACUACCUCAGCCACGCACCAAGAAAAACUUGAAGACAAGAAUCCACGCAGGAAUGAAUACCUGGAAGCCCUGACGAACGCCUACCUCAGAAACGGUUUACUGAACUCUGAAGCAGGUGUCACCCUUCGUACAAAGAAACCAGUGGCCCCACAUUUCCGUUACUCGGGAUCCAACAAGGGUUCGCCCAAUAUGGCCUUCAGUUUGGACGGCUUGUGUCCCCAUCAUGAGCAGACGUUUGCUGCUCAAUAUAUGGCACAACAAAUACAAAACCUGCAGUGUGGAGGGAAACCGGAAUCACCUGUAGCUCAGAGAAAAGAUACAGAACCACUACAGCAAGGGGUCAGAGGUCACCAUAAGUCCAUCAAACCCUUCCAUGAAAAAUGUAGUGAUGAUAUCCUAGCUAAGUUGUUGGGAAUGCCUGAAGUUGUAGGAAGUACUUUGGUUAAAGUAUGGAAGGAGCACAUGAAACGUACACGAGGACGUCAGACCAACAUAGAUGACCUGGUUCGGUCACAGAUAACACACCAAGCCAGUAUCUCGCCCAUCAACCGCCAGCCCCUUCAGCGCCAUAUCCUUGAAGUGUCCGCAGCCCAGCAGCGUCAGCAGGAUAUGCUACAACAGAGCCGCAAACAGGAGAACAGAUCAGGUAAUAACGUCAUUCGGAUGCACCCCAAUCCCUUUGACGAGCGCUCCUCUAAACCUCCCAUAACCAUUUGUGAUGCCAGUAAAUCUGGUCGACCUCGAACUCAGGUGCCUUCCGCCACUUUCGUAAAUUAUGAUCAGUACCAUUCUGUGAAGGCGCCACCUGAGGAACCACAAGUGGAGUCUAAGGAGGUGUUGUUGAUGGAGGUAGAAAAACUGGAACCAAUCUCAUUGGACAACCAGGACGAUGAAUCUAAAGAAGGCAAGAAGCAUAAAGGGAAACAUAAAGAAAAAGGAGGCCGAAAGAGUCGGAUGGUCCCAAAUGAUACCUCAAGUGCUAAACCGGAGAGAAGGGGGCACCGAUACCGACAGUUUAAACACGACAUUUACAGUGAGACAUGGAAACAAAGUGAAAGUAUGCGUGAGUCUGAUGAGGAUCACGGUCCAGGUAUUGAGGGGCCAGAUUAUGUAACAGAUCCACACUCUCACAAGGAGCCAAGGGUCAAGUCAGCCCAGUCUACAGAGGAGGUGGACAGUGCAAUAGAGAGCAUCAAGGAACUGAGACAGUCCCUCGCCACCACUGCCAUACAGCAGAACCUCAGUCCAACCGCAGGGCUCGCGAGACGUUACAUCAAACGCCUUAUGACAGAGACUGACCACGACAUAGAGGAACUGACCAAUGAAAUCAAGAAUGAUAUAGAGUAUGAGAAGAAGCUUGCCAAGAGGAGAUCUGGUGCUCAGUCUGCCUCCAAUGGAUCCACUCCAGUGAAUGGUGAGAUAUCCCCUGUCUGUGAUUCCACAGGUGUGCCAGUCCCAGAUAUAGUGCCACGAAGUAGCCAUCACAAAGACUUGGUCCUGUUACGAGAAAGUCAAAAUGGCCUGGGUCAUGACUUGCCAGAUGAACACCCAAAAUGGCUUCAGGACACUUCAGUUACGCGCGAGAAAAAAGCAAGUUCACGACAACGAAUUGUGACCCCCAUGGAAACAAAAACUAAUUAUCCCAUGAGUGAUAGAACUCACGACAGAACUCAGAAAUGGUCCAAUGAUUCUGGCGUAAACUACAGCAACAACAACGCUCAGCCUGCCAUAGCUCAGAAAAAGCUGUCUGAUAUGACCUUUGACCUUAGUCAGGUGCAUACAGAGCAGCCAAUCCCACAAAAUGGAUCUGUAGGUUUGUCUCACACUGGUUCACAGGUAGGCAGCGGCUAUGGAGGGCGCAAGCCUGUAGGGGAACCACUCAAACUGGCAGAAUGUAGCAGCUACCAUGGACAGAGUUUCGUCAAGUGUGGGAAGGGUGGGAUGAGAGUAGGCAGUGCCACAAGCAGUAGUAGUCGUGAGGAGAAAAACAAAUACCCAAAUACUGAUAAAUACUUUGAGCUGACAAACCGAGCAAAAUCUGCCAAAAGUAGCCGGGGAAUCGUAGGUAAGAUGUUUCUCCGGCCGAUCAUUUCAGAGACUGUGCCGACAAAGAUACAAUUGAUGAUCAACCAGAGCCACCAGGAGGAGAAAUCAUUCGGGGGCCAAUUUUUACCACUGUCACGGACAAUUAGGGCACCUUUUUACAGAAACAAUAAGAGAAAUCCUACGAAAUGAAAAUGAUUGAAAUUAAAGUGAUAUUUAACAUAUCUAUACAGGGCAUCUCCAGAGAACAAAGUAAAAAGUUAAUUUAAUAUAUAGGAAUAGUCACAGGAAGCACACAGAGGGACUUGUUUACUGUGAUAUUUUAUGUUGAAACUGACGAAUCUCUGAAUCCGGAGGAAAAGCUGAGUGAUAUUUUGUUCAGGGAAUUGUGCACUUAUUUCUGAUCUUCCUAUUUAAUACUGAUAUACCUAUAUAACCUACCUGUGAUACUGGAUACUACAGCCUCCGGACGUGAUUCUUCUUCGUCUGAUGUACCACCGCCGAUAGAUACUGUACCUCCAGGGAUUGGUACUAGAUAGUAUGUGCAGCGUUAUGUAUUCUUUAUACCAUUGUUCUUCACAGCCUUCACCAAUAUUAACGACUUGCCACAUUAAAAAAAUCUUAGAACAUGUCUCAUCUACAAACGAUGAAAUGGAAUCAAAAUUAGCCGUUUGAUAAUUAUCUCAUAAUAACAUUAUAUGUAUUAUCAUCUAAUUGUUUUCGUUAAACUUGCAUGUGUUGCCUAUCAAAGGGAAGUUACGGUCAGAAUUCACGUAUUUCUCGCACGCUGUGAAGGUUUUAUCUGUUAUUUGAUUUUCUGCAAACAGUAAAAUUAACCAACUCGCCAAGGCACGAUCGAAAUCAAACGAAUUUGUUACAGGAAUGGUAGGUUGUACAUAGGAAUAACAUGAAUGCAUCUGCCAUAUGAACUCAUUACUCACGCACUGGUAUGUCUAAUGUGUGGAGCUGCAAAAUACAACUGGCUUGUCCUACAACUUUUCAGGAUUCUUAAUUAAAUAUGCCAUAACGCCGACGGCGUUUACUCUGCUUGUCACAAAAAUACAUAAGAGGCUACCCAUCGUAUGACAAUAUAUAUAAUUAAAAAAGAAAACAGUUACAGUGCCCUAAAAUGAUAUUCAUCAGACCGAAAGGUAGAUAGCAAAUAUAGAAGCAGAGUACGAUAAAAAAAAAUCCGAGAUGCAAUUGAUUGUGUAUUCACUUUGAAAUUCAAACUCGCUCAAAUUUCCCAAAGGUGGUAAUAACAUAGUACUUUUGAUUUUGUAUAAAAAUAAACAGUAGCCUAUAUUUCAUUUCAAUCGAUCAUAACUUCUCUUGUCGAGUAUGUGACAUCUUCAAAUACGCUCAGGUCUGCUUACUUUUCGGGAAAUAACAUUAAAGUAGUAUAAUUUCCUUGAUGAAAACAUUGCUAUAUGAAGUCAUUUCAGUACGAAAGAAUACGAUCGUGUAUGCAUACAUUUUUGUACACACAUUUUUAAUUAUUUCAUUGACAGGAAAUCUAUCAUAUUAGCCAAGUAGUUGGCCCUGAUAUACAGUAGGUAGUGCGUUAAACUAACAUGUGCCAAUUAAUACGUUAUUUGUUCAUUAAAUUAUGUACGACGCGCAUUCCAGCCAUACCUGCAAGUGUUUUACGUAAGCCUUCCCUCCGUACCUGCUAAAUGUAUUUCCCCUUACCGUCCUCUAUACCAAAUACCGUAUUCACACUUGUUUGUCCCUCCAUACUUACCUUAUCUUAAUAAUCUAUCCGUGGUACCGUAUUUACAAUUGUUCGUCCCUCGAUAUUUACAUUUACCUUAUAUCCUUGGUACCGUAUUUACAAUUGUUCGUCCCUCGAUAUUUACAUUUACCUUAAUCUUCUAUCCGUGGUACCGUAUUUACACUUGUUCGUCCCUCCAUACUUACAUUUACCUUCUAUCCGUGGUACCGUAUUUGCACUUGUCCGUCCCUCUAUACAUUUACCUUCUCUCCGUGAUACCGUAUUCAACUUGUCCGUCCCUCUAUACUUACAUUUACCUUAUAUCCAUGGUACCGUAUUUACACUUGUCCGUCCCUCUAUACUUACAUUUACCUUCUCUCCGUGAUAUCGUAUUCACACUUGUCCGUCCUUCCAUACUGGUAUAUUUCCGUACUUUUCCGUCCCUCUAUACUUACAUUUACCUUCUAUCCAUGGUACCGUAUUUACACUUUUCCGUCCCUCUGUACUUACAUUUACCUUAUAUCCGUGGUACCGUAUUCACACUUGUCCGUCCUUCCAUACUGGUAUAUUUCCGUACUUUUCCGUCCAUCUAUAGACUCGUUAUUACUCAAUUCACACGUCUGUUCCGCUAUACUUACUACUGUCAACUUUUCUUACUCCACACCUUCAGCUUAUUUACAUGUUUGUACUUCCAUAAGUGCUACUGUUAUAUUGUCCGUCGUCCAUUCAUACCUGAGUAUCCGUCCAUUAAUAUGACUAAAUACGUGCGAGAGUGGUAACCGUAAGACUCCGAGUUAUAUCGUAGGUUUUACAACUUAUUGGAUAAAUGGUCUACCUGUUUAUCAUACAUGUGUAUGUCUGUAUCCAAUGCCAAGCUCAAGAUGUAUACACUAAAAACGCCACGAACAAAUAAUUUUCCAUUACAAGUGGUCAUUGUUGGCCUCACUUACACACUUAUUCAUAUUAUGUAGAUUGUUUCGGUAUUUGAAUUCACAUUGUCUACCUGUGAGAGAAUACUCGUUAUAUUACAGGUUAAGCUGUGAGUCUAGUGUUUGGAUGUAAUUGUGUGAACGAUUGUCACUGCGUGGAAACAUUUGUGUUUGGUGGAGAUAUGUUCCGAGAUAAAGAUUGCAUUGGAUAUCAGGUGCUGUCUAUAUUAUAAUGUUUAAUUUACUAAAAUAUGUUAUUGUGAUAUAACUUUUGUAUGUCCAUCAAUGAGGUGAAUCCGUAUAUGUCAUCUAUUAAUCGUUCUAUGUGCCUGUUAUAAUGUGCGUCGUUGUCAUGCGUCAUUUGAUCAACAUUCUCAUAUGUUUAUGAAAUUGUGUAAUUUUACAAUCUCCAUGUUGAUUAAUGUCAUAGGAAGGAAAUAAAUUUUAUUUUAACAUUGA